Molecule: messenger RNA, 900 nt
Organism: Exophiala spinifera
Lineage: Eukaryota; Fungi; Ascomycota; Eurotiomycetes; Chaetothyriales; Herpotrichiellaceae
Exons: 2
Coding region: 1-900 (299 amino acids)
Biological process (GO): triglyceride catabolic process; phosphatidic acid biosynthetic process
Cellular component (GO): endoplasmic reticulum; lipid droplet
Molecular function (GO): acylglycerone-phosphate reductase (NADP+) activity; triacylglycerol lipase activity
Source: RefSeq, a predicted model, not a curated record
AUGACCGAAGUUGACGAUCGAAAGACGGUUCUUAUCACCGGGUGUGCACCAGGAGGAAUUGGCCAUUCUCUUGCACUAGAAUUUCAUGCACGCGGGCUACGAGUCCUCGCCACGGCCCGCAAGACCGAACAGCUAACGAGUCUCUCGGAGAAAGGUAUUGAGACGUUGUCCUUGGUUGUCGAUAAUGAUGAGUCGAUCGUCUCCUGUAGAGAGGCUGUGGAGAGAUUGACUAAGGGCCGGGGCCUCGACUACUUAGUCAACAAUGCCGGAGUUUCGUACGUCAUGUCAGCUCUUGAUAUUGAUCUCGCCGAAGCGAAGAAGAUAUUCGAUGUCAACCUAUUCGCCAUAAUGCGUAUUGUGCAGGUCUUUUCCGGACUUCUCAUUCAGGCCAAGGGAACAAUCGUGAUGAUUGGAAGUCUUGCUGGUGUCAUUCCCUAUGUGUUUGGCAGCGUAUAUAACGCAUCCAAGGCAGCCCUGCAUGCUUACUCGAACACUCUCAGGGUCGAGCUCGCUCCCCUUGGCGUCAAAGUCAUCACGGUCGUAACCGGCGGAGUCAAAUCUCGGAUCAACUCGCACGUCACCCGCGUGCUGCCGAGAGACAGCGUCUAUACUACGGUGGAAGAGAACUAUCUGCGCCGCCAAGGUCACUCUCAAGAAGGUGCCAUGUCCAAUGAAGCAUAUGCUGCGAGCGUCGUCCGACAAGUCUUGCCUGGAGCUGGACCGUGGCCCUGGAGGUGGUUCUUGAGAGAUGCAAGGAAAAGGUGGAUCUGGGAAGGGAAUAAAUCCUGGGUGGUGUAUUUCCUUGCGGGUGGAUACACAUGGUCUGGCUUCUUCGAUUUCUACUUUACGAGGUUAUUUGAGCUCUGGAAGCUCAAUCGCCGUAGCAACAAGGAUGACUGA